AUGAAGUUCUACAUGAGAAAGGACAGCUGUGUUGGUAGCAGUGGGGAGAGAGCUGGGAGGAUCAAAGAGAGAAUGAUAUUUAAUUAUAAGACUAUAGCCCACGCCAGCCCUGCCCCAGCUGAAGGCACCUGUGAGAUGGAAAGCAGCUGGGAGCCCACACCUCUCAGAGGGACCAAGAGAAAGGCAAAAGGAGAUCCUAAAGGUGACAAGGUGAAGGUGAAGGAUAAGCCACAGAGUAGAUCGGCACAGUUGUCUGCUAACCCUGCUCCUCCAAAACCAGAACCCAGGCGUAAAAAGUCUGCUGUAAAGAAAGGAGAGAAGUUGCCCAAAGGGAGAAAGGGGAAAGCAGAUGGUGGCAAGGAUGGGAGCAAUGCUGCAAAGAACCUAGAUGCUUCCACAGUCCAGUCACAGAAAGCAGAACACACUGGGAAUACCAAGUGAAGUGUAUGUUUUUGAUAGCUCUGUGCUUCUAGUGCUCUGUGCUACUGUUUCAAAUACUAUUUUUCUUCAGUCAGGUUUUAUGAAAACGUAAAAUUUGGUUUUUUCUUUCAAACUGAUGUUGUUAGCAUACAAGACACAUUGUUGUUG
This is a messenger RNA of Felis catus (domestic cat), 588 nucleotides long. RefSeq names its product high mobility group nucleosome-binding domain-containing protein 4-like. Gene Ontology annotation, cellular component: nucleus; chromatin. Bases 1 to 441 code for a protein of 146 amino acids. Gene Ontology annotation, biological process: chromatin organization. Gene Ontology annotation, molecular function: nucleosomal DNA binding. NCBI's taxonomy places the organism in Eukaryota, Metazoa, Chordata, Mammalia, Carnivora, Felidae. The record is from RefSeq and is a predicted model, not a curated record. The transcript has 2 exons.